Messenger RNA from Drosophila gunungcola (fruit fly), 2251 nucleotides. It is a transcript of the gene wor, whose product is annotated as zinc finger protein 383. Gene Ontology annotation, biological process: regulation of DNA-templated transcription. The transcript has 2 exons. Lineage: Eukaryota; Metazoa; Arthropoda; Insecta; Diptera; Drosophilidae. The coding region runs from base 131 to 1822 and encodes 563 amino acids. The record is from RefSeq and is a predicted model, not a curated record. Gene Ontology annotation, molecular function: RNA polymerase II cis-regulatory region sequence-specific DNA binding; DNA-binding transcription factor activity, RNA polymerase II-specific.
UCCAAGCGAUCGAGACGCGUGUGUGGCAAAAGCAAAUGAGUGAGCAGUGAUUCAAGUUCAAAGAUCGGUAUUAAAUACAGAACAGAGAUCGGUGAUCAGUGACCGUAAGGAUCGUAUAUACAAAACCAUAAUGGAUAAACUCAAGUACAGCCGCUGUCCGCUCAAGAAGCGUCCGAUUAUGGUGGAGGAGUCCUGCCCAGAGGAUCACUUAAGUCACGAUGAGGGACCCGUGGACUUGAGUGUGGCCUCGGCUGCAGUGCCCUUGGAGCCCCACUGGUCGGCGAAAGCGGAACCGGAACCCCAAACGGUGCCCACGGAACUGAGACGCCGCUUCGAUGCCGCCAUGAGCCAGACAAAGGAGCAACUGGCCCGCCGCGUUUGGGAGGAAACCCGCGAGAUAGCCCGCGCUUUUCCGGAUGUCUUCACCCGCGAGGAAAUCGCCAAGAGUCUGGCUCGCCUGGGCUAUGGCGAAUUCGAGCUGCCGCCCAAGGAGGAGGUGAUGCAACCGGAAACGGAACCCCAACAGCAUGUACCGCUCGACUAUGCCAGAGAUGCUAGCCCCACCAUCAUCAAAGUGGAACCCAGUGAGGAAGAGCAUUUUCCCCUGCGAAACUACAACAAUAACCUAAUGAAAAGCAUAGCCGAGUAUGAGGAUUGUAUGAAGAUGCAGCCGAUUAAGGAGGAGAUGGUUCCGGUGCCACCGCCACCUCCGCAGAUGUACUAUCCACCACCCACGCCGCUGGCCGAACCCGAAGAUCUGUCGCUGACACAGCGACGGGUUCUAAGCGAGAACAUGAAUCUGCAGAAUGUGGCCAGGGCUUUGCUCAGCAUGCAGCACAUGGCGCCGCAGCAUCAGCAGGCGGUGCCGCCGCAGGACAUGGAGGACAUGGACCAGGAGAACCAGGACCUCAACCAGCUGAAGAUCAAGAGCAGCAAUGAUCUGUACUACCAGUGCCAGCAGUGCAACAAGUGCUAUGCCACCUACGCGGGGCUGGUGAAGCACCAGCAGACGCAUGCCUACGAGAGCACGGAGUACAAGAUCAUCAGGAGCCAGCCCGGCGGAUCGGGUGCCAUUGUGGAUCAGACCGAAUUCUGCACCGAUCAGGCUUCGGCCUUGAUCCAGGCAGCCAAUGCCGCCUCGGCGCAGAGCAUGCAAAAGCCGGUGGGAGUGCCAAGAUACCAUUGCCAGGAUUGCGGCAAGAGCUACUCCACCUAUUCGGGACUGUCCAAGCAUCAGCAGUUCCAUUGUCCAUCGGCCGAGGGCAAUCAGGUGAAGAAGGUGUUCAGCUGCAAGAACUGCGACAAGACCUAUGUGUCAUUGGGCGCCCUCAAGAUGCACAUUCGCACCCACACGCUGCCCUGCAAGUGCCCCAUUUGCGGCAAGGCCUUCUCGCGACCUUGGCUGCUCCAGGGUCACAUACGCACCCACACGGGCGAGAAGCCCUUCAGCUGCCAGCACUGCAAUCGCGCCUUCGCCGACCGGUCCAAUCUGCGAGCCCACAUGCAGACGCACUCGGAUGUGAAGAAGUACUCGUGCCCCACCUGCACCAAGUCCUUUUCGCGCAUGUCCCUGCUGGCCAAGCACCUGCAAAGCGGCUGCCAAAGCGAACAGAAUGGUGGUCCCAGUGGCUCCGGCGGUGGCUUCGAUCAGCAGCAGCUGCAGCAACACCUACAGAACUACGAGGAGGGUGGCCAUGGCCACAAUCCCCACCAGGUCUACUAUGCCGGCAGUGUGGGCAGCAGCAAUGGCGAAGAGGAGGAGGGCGGCGACUACUACCAUGCCACCACCCCCAGCGGCCAUCUAUUAGUCCUUAAGCCUUAAGCCUUAAGCCUUAGUCCUUAAACUAAGUCAGUUUAGCCAAAGUCAGUUGAAGAUUCAGGGAAAAGUCAGUGCCAAAAAUUAGUCAGGGCAAUUUUAUUGCCUCUUAGGGUCUCUAGUUAAUCACAAAUAUUUAUUUAGAGUUAUCGCUUAACUAUUCCAAUGCUCAUACCGCAGUUGGGCGCUUAGUCUUAGAUUGUUUUCGUUGACAAUUCCUUGUAUUAUAAAUCGUUGUUAAAACUCAUUCGUGUACAAAUCGAAACGGUGCCAGAGAAUAAACCCCCAUGUAAACCACACACAAACUUAUAAUUUAAUCUUAUAAUUUAUUUUAAAUUUAACCUUAUGAUUUAAGCUUUGUAAAUAUGGUGAAGGUAGCCAUUUACUUGCAUGUAUUUAAUUUUAAUUUUUUUAAUGAAUAAAAAACACAAGAAA